AUGCGAGCCUUCAUGCGUGCCAUCGGCCUCGGCGGCCUCUUCCGUCGUUCUGCUGAUUCUGCGGCCAAAGCCUCUACGGCUACUAACACGACCGGCAGCUUCCGCGUGCUCACACUCGAGCAGUUCGAGAAAAUGACGACGGUGAACAACUCGGCUGCCUUCGAGGCUCGUCGCAGCAGCCGCCACAGCUCCACCAACGAGCGUCCGCAGUUCCUCUUCUUCUGCGGUAGCGACAACUCGGCGUUCCCUUCCGGCGAACUCACUUCGCCCAACGGCAGUACGUUGGCGUCUCGUCUCGCCAGAAUGAAAGCCCCCACUCCUGCACAGCCGGUUAUCGACCACCACAUGCCCGUGUUCUUCAUGUCGCCGCUGUCCCCCUCACGCCCCUCGCUCGGGGUCGGAUUCGCCGGCUGCUAG
Molecule: messenger RNA, 417 nt
Organism: Phytophthora nicotianae INRA-310
Lineage: Eukaryota; Oomycota; Peronosporomycetes; Peronosporales; Peronosporaceae
Exons: 1
Coding region: 1-417 (138 amino acids)
Source: RefSeq, a predicted model, not a curated record